AUGUCACCGAAUUUCACCGACCUCUUGCAUCUCCUGAAGUACUCCCUACCUAAACUGAAUGAGGGCCCUAGUCCGGAUGGAGGCUCCUGGGCCGUAGGCAGAGAGUCCCGCCGCACGCAAUUUUGCAUCGCCACGGCUGGGGCAAGUGGUGCCACAUCGGAGCAACGUCGGCGCUGCAAGUACAACAAUAUCAAAUGGAGGUCGAAGUCGGCCGUAUUCGGCGCCACAGGUGCCCAGGGCGGCAGCGUCGUCGACACCUUUCUAAAGGAGGCCAAACUCAGUUCAGAAUGGACCGUUCGCGCCGUCACUCGCGACGUCACAAGUAAUCGAGCCCAGGCACUCACUUCCCAAGGUGUCCAAGUAGUUGCGGCCGACCUCAAUGACAAGGCAUCCCUUCUUGCUGCGGUAACAGGCGCCUCAGCGGUCUUCGCCAUGACGACUACCGGCAACACUGACUGGGAUCAGCAAGAUAUAGAACUGGAGCUUCGGCACGGCAAAGCCCUUGCCGAUGUGGCCAAAGAGGCUGGCGUCACCCAGUAUAUCUGGUCAUCCCUCCCAUAUGCCGAGAAACUUACUGGCGGCAAGCUCACUCACGUCUACAAUUUCGACACCAAGGCACGAAUCGAAGAUUACAUCCGCAGUAUUGGCAUUCCAGCGGCAUUCUUCCUACCUGGCAGCUUCAUGACCAACUAUUCUGCAGGUUUGUUGCAGCCAUCGCCCGCAAACAAUGGCGCAUAUGCCAUCUCCCUUCCUUUUGCCGGCGAUCGUCCAAUUGCACUCUACGACACAGCGGACACGGGUAAAUUUAUCAAGGCCGCGAUCCUGCACUGGGAUGAUGUAGUUGGGAAGCACUUGCUCGGCACUUCGGGACACGUAACCGGCGACCAGAUGAUUGCCACGUUUCAAAAGGUGUUCCCUAUCGCUGGCGAAGGCGCAAGCUGGCAGAAAGUGGCUCCUGAAACCUGGGCUGGAUAUAUCGAGGGACCAGGGAAGAUGAGAGAAGUGAUGGUUGACAACAUGCGACUUAUUGCUGAAUAUGGAUAUUUCAUUGGCGAGAGUUACCACUUGACUCGGCGUGUGUUGGAAGAUGAUCUCACGACAUGGGAGCAACAUCUUAGAAAGAGUUCUGCAUUAAGGCAUCUGCAGCAGAGCGAUUAG
Messenger RNA from Clonostachys byssicola, 1158 nucleotides. NCBI's taxonomy places the organism in Eukaryota, Fungi, Ascomycota, Sordariomycetes, Hypocreales, Bionectriaceae. The record is from the annotation of a GenBank genome assembly.